Moneuplotes crassus is the source of this 2446-nucleotide messenger RNA. The record is from the annotation of a GenBank genome assembly. Lineage: Eukaryota; Ciliophora; Spirotrichea; Euplotida; Euplotidae.
AUUUAAAUGAGGAAAGAGACCAAGGUGAAUCCAAGUAAAUCUCGGUUCGCACCAACAAGAUGAAUAUCUCCUUUUAUGGACAGAAGGAUGGUCGAAGAAAAUGAAAUAGCUUUAGUGCAAACCCAUUGAAAGAGAGGUUCACAAAAACGCUCAAAAUGAUGCAAAUUGUGAAGUAUAAUGUGCUGUAAAUGAAAGCCUAUUUAUCCGAAUAAUAAAUAUAAGAUUAAAUGGGACAUUCUCAUUAUAUGCCUGAUUAUUUGGAACUGAACAUAUACACCCUUUCAAUUCUCUUAUCUCAACAACACACCGAGUAUUGUCUUGAUAGAAAUUUUUGAAAGAGUAUUUGAUCUUUUAUUUUUGAUUGAUUUCUACAUCAAUUUUAGAACUGUUUAUUUCUUGAGUUCUACGGGAGAGCCUGUUGUAAAUCCGAAGUCUAUUGCAUUAAAUUAUCUAUGAAGCUUAAGAUUCAUAAUAGAUCUAUCUGCUUCUAUUCCUAUUGAGCUGUUACUCAUAUAUACAAGUGAAUCAUCAAAAGAGUUUGGCUUCUUAAGAUUACUAAAGCUUGCUAAACUCUUUAGGUUUGGAAAACUCCUUGCAUAUCUUACUGUUGAGAGUAAGAUUAAACUAAGUUUCAAGAUUGGAGAAAUUCUGUUCUUUCUCAUACUUGCUACACACUGGUGAAACUGAUAUUGGUAUUCUAUUGUAAGGAUUGAACAAACCUGGAUCCCUCCAAAAGAUCAGGAUAAUGAUGGAACAGUCCUGUACACAGAAAAUAACGUAUUCUCAGAGUAUUUUUUAAUCUAUUAUUACUCUUUGACUAGUCUUAUUGGUGCUGAUUUGCUCCCCUCAACUUUUACAGAGCUAUACUCUGGAAUUCUACUGUAUAUUUUGGGCCCAAUUAUGUUCGGAAUACUUAUCGGUAAUUUCUCGAAUAUAUUAUACGAUUUUACAAAGGCAGAGAGAGAAAGUAUGGAAGUCCUUGACAUGAUUACUCAAACUAUGUUUUCUCUAAGGCUACCAAUUGAUAUGCAGAACAGAGUCAGUGACUUCUUUGACAUUGUGACUCAGUCCAGAAUGGAGUAUAACAAAUAAAGCUUUUAAGAGUCUGAACCAUGCUUUAUCAAACAAGAUCUUGGUUACACAGUGAUCGAAUACAUUCUCACAGUUUUGGGAGAAGGGGACUCCUCAAGAGAGAAAUAUAAGAAAAAUAGCAGGAUAUUUAGAAAUCAGCCAUUUCCAAAUGGGUGAUAUUAUACUCAAACAAGGGGAAAAAGGAGGCAAAGUCUUCUUUAUUAUUGACGGAUUAACAGAAAUCUUACUGGAGAAUGAAGAUUUUCAAUAUUACCAGCAGAAAUAACGUUGAUAAUUUUUAUGUCAGGAACUCGGUGACUUCAAGAGCCUCAGCUGAUAAAAAUAGUGUUAACUGGAGAAAGAAAGAUACUGUCAGAGAGGUGAAGGAUAUUAAUGUAGAUGAUGAAGACAGUUUUCAGAAUUUGUUCAAGGAUGAUAAAGGAUAUCAAAAUGAGAGUGAAGACUGGAGUGAUAUCAGUCAAAUGUCUGACAGAAAAACUAAGUCUAAAGAAAAUUCAAAUAAUCAUGAAGACAAUCAAAGCCAACUUAGUGAAGGCGCUGAGCAAGUCUUGCAUGAAUUUGAGAAUUUCAAAGUUGUGAAUGAGUGACAAGAAGGAGACUUCUUCGGAGAAAUUUCCUGAAUCACCAAAUAUCUUCCUGUGACAUGCACUGUCAGAGCAGUAAAGACAACAUGAUGAGGUGUGAUUGGUAAAUAAGCAUGCGAGCUUGGUUAAGGAUAUCAUUUACCAAAGAAUGUACUCUUACAAAGAUGCUAAUUUUCAGAACUGGCAUAAGACAAUUAAGAAUAUUCCCUUAUUGAAAAGACUCCAGUUUGACUCUUGCAGAACUUUAUGUCUUCAUUUUAAGAGAGUGAGAUUUCCUAAAGGAACUGUAUUACUAAAUUUUGGAGAAAUCAAUCCCAAUACCUUCUUCCUCACUAAGGGAGAGGUGGGAGUUUAUGUACAUAAUAAACUAGGAAAGCGAGAGCAAUUAGGCGAUGAGAUAGAUAUUUGUGAAGCAAAAUUUCAACAUCUCAAAGAAUCUGCCUCUUUUAAUUUUGUAUGAUCUUAUCUUGAACAUGAAAGUCUGUUCACUAUUAAAGUAGAGGAGGAUGCUGAAAUCAUGCUUCUUCACAGAUCUGAUCUUAUUGAAAUCUCAUUAGUUGAUAUUGAACUCUUGCAUAUUUUAGAUAGGGUCUCAACAAAAUAUCAAUACACUGGGUGAAAAUACGAUUAUUAUGUUCAUAGAAAUUUAUUGAGACAAAGACAGGCUGAGGAGGUAAAGGAGGAUCCAAGGAAGCCUCCAAUUCCAUGAUUCAAUUCCACUAACUUAGACAAAAAGACAACCAUCAACGGCCAAAGUUAUGUUUAGACAA